Messenger RNA from Rhopalosiphum padi (bird cherry-oat aphid), 2526 nucleotides. RefSeq names its product ethanolamine-phosphate cytidylyltransferase (gene Pect). Gene Ontology annotation, molecular function: ethanolamine-phosphate cytidylyltransferase activity. The record is from RefSeq and is a predicted model, not a curated record. The transcript is spliced from 8 exons. Gene Ontology annotation, biological process: phosphatidylethanolamine biosynthetic process. The coding region runs from base 363 to 1481 and encodes 372 amino acids. NCBI's taxonomy places the organism in Eukaryota, Metazoa, Arthropoda, Insecta, Hemiptera, Aphididae. Gene Ontology annotation, cellular component: cytoplasm.
AAAUCGUACAAAUCGCAAUGAAAUUAGAACAUUAUUGAUAGCAUUGCCGCAUUGGAAUUCGUCGUAUUUUGCAUCGAUUUGGCACUCGUCGUUUACGAGUUAGUAGUAAGUAGUUACUUACGAGUUACGGUGGAGCGGUGAACGAAUAAAUUAUCGUUCUGUGCUGUGCACACGGAAUCCGGUAUUACCGUUGCAACAUUCGUUGCCGUCGAUAACAUUCCAACGCGCUCAUAAAACAGCGAGACACGUCGACGCAAGGCGUCGCAGUUAAUACGCGGCAUUCACGUUGCAGUUCAUAGUUAGCGUAGUCAGGUCUACGUCUCCGUUCGGUUGUGCAGCGUUGGGUGUUCGUACUUGAGAAGAUGAGUGAACAAGUGGAAAAUAAACCCGUGAGGGUUUGGUGCGAUGGAUGUUUCGACAUGGUGCACUUUGGUCAUGCAAACUCGUUGCGACAAGCCAAAGCGUUGGGACAUUAUCUGGUCGUAGGCAUACACACCGAUGACGAAAUAGCCAAGCAUAAAGGUCCACCUGUUUUCACAGAACAAGAGAGGUCUAAAAUGGUGAAAGCGAUUAAAUGGGUUGAUGAGGUAGUAGAAGGCGCUCCUUAUGUUACAAAUCUUGAAACUUUGGAUCAACAUAAUUGUGAUUUUUGUGUUCAUGGAGAUGAUAUUACAGUUACAGCAGAUGGAGUUGACACAUAUCAUCUUGUUAAAAAAGCGAAUAGAUACAAAGAAGUAAAACGAACUGAAGGAAUUUCAACUACAGAUGUAGUUAGUCGUAUGUUGCUAAUGACAAGACAACAUUUCUACAAAGGUGAUAAAGAAUAUGAAGUGGAAAAAGAGCAUUCUUCAGUAAUGGGUCAGGACAAAGCUGCCAGAAGUCCAUGGACCGGUUGUUCACAAUUUUUACCUACUACAAAAAAAAUUAUUCAAUUCAGUGAAGGCAUAGAACCUAAGCCUACUGAUAGAGUAGUAUAUGUUGCUGGUGCUUUUGACAUAUUUCAUGUUGGUCAUUUAGAUUUUUUAGAAAAAGCCCAUCAGCAUGGUAAUUUUCUUAUUGUUGGUUUGCACACUGAUCCAGUGGUUAACCAAUACAAAGGCUUGAAUUACCCAAUUAUGAAUUUACAUGAACGAGUCUUGAGUGUUCUAGCCUGCAAAUAUGUAUCUGAAGUUGUUAUUGGAGCACCAUACAGUGUAACAGCAGAUUUAAUGAAACAUUUUCAUGUUGAUGUUGUAUGCCAUGGGAAAACACCUGUGAAAAUGGAUGUUAACGGUGAAGACCCAUAUGCGCUUCCUAAAUUGAUGAAUAAAUUUGUGAUAGUUGAUUCAGAAAAUAACAUGACAACAGAAAAAAUUGUUGAGCGCAUUAUUAUUAAUAGACUUGAGUUUGAAGCUAGGAACAUAAAAAAAGAAGCUAAGGAAUUAGCAGUCAUCAAACAAAUGGAAGACCAGUUAGAAAAAAUAAAAGUGGAAUCAUGCUAGUAUUGUGUAAGUUAAUUUUUAAUUGAUUGUCAAAUAUGCUGAUAAUAAUUCUUGUAAUUGAUCAUUCAUCCAAAUAAUUUUAAUAAUGUGUUACCAAUCAAUACAUUGAUCAAUUUCUUCUUUGUGUAUCUGUAUUUGUUGUUUGAUUUUUAUUUAUUUAUUUAUUAUUAUUAUUAUUAUUAUUAUUAUUAUUAUUAUUAUUGGUUAAUUAUACAAUACUACAAUACCUUUAAACUAAUGGCUUAUUUUAAAAGUUAUUUAAGUACAUAAGACCUGUUAAUUAUUAUCUAUCUGAACCUACCCCAUAUUUUUACUACAUCCACAGAAUAAAUUUAAUUUAUUCUGUGUUACAUCAAUUAUUUGGUAUUAUAUAGAUGGUGAUGGACAUAUAGGGUAUUUGGUUUGGUUAGUUAUAUUUAUUUUUAUUAAUUUUGCUAAACAUUUAUUGUAAAAUGUAGUGCCAAAAAUAAUAAAAAUAAGCAUAUUGUCAAAAAUUAAAUUUCUUAUAUAGACAUGUUGUUUGUUAUUUUCAUCCUAAUUAAAAAAAUUACUUAUUUGUAUUCCAACAAUAAAAACUAAUUAAAAAGAAUACUUAACAAUUAAUUAAAUGUUUAAUCGCUAGAAUGUUUGUAAUGGAUUGCUAAAUUUAUAAUUAUGUUCUGAAUGUAUCUAGAGCAUAAAUUUGUUAGUAAUUUAAUGUAUCUAUUAUAGUGAACAAAAACAUUCUUAAGAGGUAGUCAACAUUUUUUAAGUAUUUGUUGUCCAUUCUAUUAAACUGAAUUUGAUUUCAUUUAGAAUUAUUAAUAAUAAGUUUAUAUUAUUUCCAGUCUUUAAAAUAGAUGUUUAUUUAUCUUAAAUAUGUUAAUAAGCAUUGUAUUGAAUUGCUUCUGUAUUUAAACUAUUUCUUUUAUUUGUCUUUAAAAUGUAAUUCCAUUUUUAUUAUAUAAUUGACUAUUUAUAAAUUUGUUUCAAUAUUGUACUUAGAUUCCAUGAUAUAAUUUUUAUAUUUUUAAAUUUAAUAAACUAUACCUUUUUCAUACAUGAA